Molecule: messenger RNA, 1829 nt
Organism: Caretta caretta (loggerhead turtle)
Lineage: Eukaryota; Metazoa; Chordata; Testudines; Cheloniidae
Product: elongation factor 1-alpha-like
Molecular function (GO): GTP binding; GTPase activity
Source: RefSeq, a predicted model, not a curated record
AUGAGGUCACGGUACCUGGGGCCGGGAGCGGGGCCGCCGCGGGAAGAGGCAGCUGCUGCCGCCGGCGAAGGAACCGCGGGUGCCGGCGCCCGUCGCAGGCUUCCGGGGGAGCGGCCUGGCCCAUCAGCGCGCCCGAUAAAGGCGGAGCCGGCGGCGGAAGCGCCUUUAGCCACCCCGGCAGGAUGGGGGAGCCGGAGCCACAUGAACAUCCUGAUCAUCGGCCAUGUGGACUCGGGUAAAUCCACCACCACCGGCCACCUCAUCUACCAGUGCGGGGGGCUGGAACCCCGGCUGCUGGAGAAGCUGGAGGCCGCGGCUAGCCAGGUACGCUCGCCCCCUUCCGUCCCCACGGCGGGGUCGCCCUUCCCCGGGCGGCCCCGGCCCGGGCGCCCUGAGCGCCGCUCCGCCCCGCAGGUGGGGAAAGGCUCCUUCAAGUUCGCCUGGGUGCUGGACAGGCCGCGGGCGGCGCGGGAGCGGGAGCGGGGCAUCACCAUCGACCUUCGCUUCUCCGUCACCAUCAUCGACGCGCCGGGCCACCGCGACUUCAUCAAGAACAUGCUGACCGGCACCUCCCAGGCGGACGCCGCGGUGCUGAUGGUCUCGGCCUCGGCCGCGCCCGGGGAGUUCGAGGCCGGCGUGUGCCGGCAGGGGCAGACCCGCGAGCACGCCCUGCUGGCCUACACCCUGGGCGUCAAGCAGCUGCUCUCCGAGCCGCCCUCCAGCCAGCGGCGCUUCGAGGAGGUGGUGCGGGGCGUCAGCCUCUACCUGGGCAGGAUCGGCUACAGCCCGGCCGCGGUGCCCUGCCUGCCGGUGUCCGGCUGGGCCGGCGAGAACGUCACCCUGCCCAGCCCCAAGAUGCCGUGGUUCAAAGGCUGGAAGGUCAAACGGAAGGAAGGCUUUGGGAAGGGACAGACGCUUCUGGAAGCGCUGGAUUCUCUCCUGCCUCCCGUGAGGCCCAGUAACAAACCGCUGAGGGUGCCUCUGCAGGACGUCUACAAGAUUGGAGGAAUUGGCACUGUACCAGUGGGGAAGAUAGAGACAGGCAUCCUCAAGCCUGGCAUGAACAUCUCCUUUGCCCCUGCAAACCUCUCAGCAGAGGUCAGAACCAUUGAAAUGCACCAUGAGCUGCUGCAGGUGGCUUUUCCUGGUUACAAUGUGGGCUUCAACAUAAAGAACAUCUCAGUCAAGAACCUGAGACGGGGCCAUGUAGCUGGCAACUCCAGGAGUGACCCCCCAGCAGCAGCAGCCCACGUCACUGCUCAGGUGAUCAUCUUGAAUCACGCUGGCUUUAUCAAGGCUGGCUACUCACCAGUGGUAGACUGUCACACUGCUCAUAUCACCUGCCAGUUUGCUGAGCUCUUUGAGAAGAUUGACCGUCGAUCUGGGGAGAAGCUGGAGGACAAUCCCUCCGUGCUGAAGUCCGGAGACUCUGCUACUGUCAGGCUUGUACCUAAGAAGCCUCUGUGUGUGGAGAGGUUUUUUGACUAUCCCCCUUUAGGUCGCUUUGCAGCUUGGGACUUGAAGCAGACUGUUGCGGUUGGAGUCAUCAAAUCUGUGGAAAAGAAGCCUGCAGGUGUCACUAGAAAACAGGUGCAGAAAGCUCUGCUUAUCAAGUGAAAUGGGUCUUUUUUUUGUUUAAAGCCAAUUUAAUUGAAAGGUACCUUUCAUGUAAUAAGGUUAAUUUGAGAUGGACUUUUGUUUUGCUUAACCCAGAAUUGGGAUGAUUCUGUUUUAUGGCUGGUUCAGAGCCAGUAACAUUAUCUGAACAUUAAAGGCCUCUUCAUCUCAGAGGCCUGCAUCCAGUUUAAUAAAGAAAUCAUUUAAGAGAA